Ostreobium quekettii is the source of this 1239-nucleotide messenger RNA. The record is from the annotation of a GenBank genome assembly. NCBI's taxonomy places the organism in Eukaryota, Viridiplantae, Chlorophyta, Ulvophyceae, Bryopsidales, Ostreobiaceae.
AUGGAGAGGUGUUGUGGUAGGUUAUGCUGGGGAGUCGUUGCAGGCACUGGUGGGGGGUGGCUGGGUGAGAAUGGAGGGGUGGCAGAGGAUGGGAUUCGCAGACAUCAGACAUCAAGGGCGCUUGGACGAAAGCAGGCGGAGGAAUCUGCACCUGCAGCAAGCCAGCUGCUUUCAUGCUGCCUGGAGCAUGUUCAUGUGCGUCCCUUCAUACGUGCUCUGCUGCUUUGCCUCCAGGAGCUACUGCGGCACUACGGCGGAAUCGGCAAGUUCGUGCACCUCCUGGACUAUGGUGCAGAGGCGGAAUGCACACACAGGGCGUUGUUGGCUCUCAGGAUCUUGACAGACAAGGAGGUGGACAGGUUGACGAUCAUGAAGACUGGAGGCGUUCGACCGCUAGUGCGGCUCCUGGACUCUGGCCCAGAAUCGGAGAUUACCGAAUACGCUGCUGCAGCUCUGGGAAAUCUUGCGGCAGGCUCCCAGCCCAUAAAGGAUGCACUUCGAGAAGCUGGGGCAAUUCCUCCACUCGUGAAGCUGCUUCGGGAUGACCCAGAACAGAUAUCGGCAGAGCUGGCGGCAGUUGUGCUGAGGAACUUGUCCCUGCAGAAUCCUGCCAACAGGCAGGAGAUUGUGGAAGCUGGAGGUCUUGAACCCUUGCUGCGAUUGCUGUCUUCCGGCCAGGAGAAGCUGCAUUUCCCUUUGUCCUGUGUUGCUGAAUACCUGGAGAUAAAGAGUGCGACCCAGAUGAAGACAAAGUCGUCGGACGGUCAGUGCUGCUUCGAUCCUGCACACGGCCACUUGUGCCUUGCAGUGGUGGACCCAUCGAAGCUGGGGUGCUUUGGACCGUCGGCAACUUGCAACCCAAGGGAUAGAAAUGCAGAGAGGUAUUCUUUAUUAAGGAAACUGACGAUAACUGAGCCUGACAACCACACACUCGAGCUCAAUUUCACAGCACCGGACAAGCAGGGACCUGCGCCCAUUGCCCAUCCGAACAGAUCAAACAAAUCCUCCUCGAAGCGGCUCCAGCGCAUCAUCCUGUCAUCGUGCAACGCCACAGAGGUCAAGGGCGCCAUCAUGAGAAUGUUGACCAGGAUGCAUUUGGAGAGGGAGUUCAGAAUGAACCAUGCGGCCAAUGUGCCCGUGACAGGAAGAUCACCGCAAUCGGAAUCCCCAGUGGAGCCUAUCCCAUCAGGGAGCAUGGUACAGCCAGAGCCAAGGCGACCGAUGCCAACAAGAAUCUAA